Podospora bellae-mahoneyi is the source of this 2391-nucleotide messenger RNA. RefSeq lists its product as uncharacterized. Lineage: Eukaryota; Fungi; Ascomycota; Sordariomycetes; Sordariales; Podosporaceae. The record is from RefSeq and is a predicted model, not a curated record.
AAAGGUUUGAAGCGAAAUGCUUUCAGGGUCUUGUCAGAACAGCACUGAAAAUCCCGACGGUGAUAAUGCCAGCGCUGCACAGAUGCCCCAGAAAUAAAUAAGCGCUAGCGUUUAGGCACUGACAACAAGCAUUCCCUGGUGUUUCCUUUGCUUGGCAAGCCACCAAGCCUUCCUGACAUCGUUUAAUUUGUGGGGCCUCAUCCGGGCAAUUUUUAGAACACGCCUUCUUCGCCGACGACAACCGACUCAUCUUGAACUCGAAGAACAGCAAAACGGUGAGAUGAACUCUGUCUUUCCACGAACUCUUUGUUACUGGUCCUUAUCCAUCGUUGCUGUUCCGAAGAACAAGCAAAUUGCUCGGUUACUGAGGCGACCCAACACUGACCCUUUGACGAGAUCUCUACUUUCUGAGUCGAUAAUUCCAGACAGCACCUGCAAUGCUGAGCGAUGGGAUGACAGAUACCCAGCACGAGAGACAUGGAACUCAGCUGGCGCAUGAUACAGCAGCUGGCUGUCGGGCCGUUGGAAUUUCCAUCGUCGAGUUUAAGCUUAUAAGAUGCAGAACUGGAGGAUAGGGUAACAUUAAACCAAGGGCGUGUAGCCCAGUGGUAAAGCAUCUCAGUCGCAAAAAGUUCGUUGCCUCGAAGCUGUUACAAGACAGGUGAAAGGGUUCCAAUGCACAAGUAUGCUCCAUGAGAAGAUCCCAAGUUCGAAUCCUGGUACGUCCAGUUCUUUUUGCGUUUUUUUCUCUUUUUCUUUUUUUCUUUGCUCGAAAGCUUCGUCAGUUGUUUGCCGGGGUAGAUGACAGCUGGUUGUCUGUUGGGAAACAACAGGCCUUGGUUGGCAAGGUGGGGGUUUCCGUCAUGACAUGGGAAGUCGGCUGUCAACAGUAAUUGCCACGGUACCCUCAAUCCAGUCUGGCCACACGAGGCGCCGGUGAAACGGCGCGGAAGAGGGCAUCUCAUGACGGCCAGCCCGCCUGCCAGAUCAAAGACUACGGAUCACCAUGAACCAUCUGCAACACCUUGCCUGGAUGUCCCACGUCAUCUUUCCCACGUGGGAAGUCUAGACGUACUCCUUCUACCGGAGAACCUUUCGGAUGCCGACGAGGCUUCGGUUGCAACAUGUGAAUUGGAGAUCGCUGAGGCUCGAUCGAUAUCAAGUAGUGAUGACGAGACCCAACACACAGUGACCGGGAACAGUCUCACGCAUACCCCAGAUAUAGAACUGCAAGUCAAUCUUACAGGGUCUGAGAAGGAUAACAGCUGUGAGAGCAUUGAGGCCUGUUCUCCAGUGCAAGUGUGUGAAGAAGAUAUUGAGCUACAGGAUUUCACAGGGCCACAUAGUGGAACCGGGAGCACAGAUCACCUUACUGCACCCCCAGAUCUACCAGCGCCUGCGAUCUCUCCCCUUGAUGCGCAGCAUCAAAGCCCUUCUGCCUCUAGUCCUGAUGGCCAGUCACAACCCGAGAGAUCUCUCCCCAACUACAAGCCAACCGCUUUGACAUGGCCAUUUCAGGUCUUCAUCCUGGCCACUGUUAUUGGCAUGUUUGCGUUUCUGGAAUAUCAAAUCCACGACCUACCACCCCUCCGCUACAAGACUCUUCAAAUGGGUCAGCAAGAAAUUGCUGACUCAAGAGAUGCCCUGCUCACCACAAGCACGGUUGUCUUCUCCUCACUCAAUACACUGUCUGUCGAAGCCAGACCACUUCCUCGAAGCCCAUUGGUGGCACCUACUCCCGCCACUCUAGUCAGACUGGAGCCAACUGUCGACGCCCCUGACAGUCCUGAGCCAACCCCGAAACUAAGGAUAAUGGUCCCGAGACCUGACAAGACCCUUUAUCCUUCCCCUCAGCCGCCCGUGACUGCGUUCGGUGGCUGGGGUCGUCCGUAUUGGAACAUGUCCGAGUAUCAAUACUAUAACCUUUGGGACACCGUCGUUCUCUCCCAGUGGUAUGUAGCCCUGGAAGAAUUGAUCCCAGUGUUCAUCACCACGGACCCUUCUUGGUGUCCAUGCACGGUGAGUGCUGGGUACGAAGGAAACUGGCCCUGGGCCUGGCCCGACUUGCCAAUGUGGGACACCCACGACGAAGGCUGCAAGUCGGUGAUGAAUGCUAUUUGCUCGUUCAACUAUUACAAAGUCCACACUUGGACUCCAAAAGGGCCGGUAUCAAUUUCGGACCGAUCUGAACCUGGUCUCCAGCAGAAAGGAGAGAGGCAUGUAUGGAAUUGCCUUUCACACCGUGCCUUGGAUCCUAUGACAACACCGCCGUCAUCACAUAGCGCCUUCUGGGGGUAUCCCCUCACCGAUUCGGACAGCAACAUCAUGUUUCCGCUAGAAGUACGGACAGCAAGGCUCGAGCAGCAGGACGUAUUCGGCAAUAAGGUGUGA